This is a messenger RNA of Drosophila grimshawi, 1596 nucleotides long. RefSeq names its product charged multivesicular body protein 7. The record is from RefSeq and is a predicted model, not a curated record. Gene Ontology annotation, biological process: late endosome to vacuole transport via multivesicular body sorting pathway; vesicle budding from membrane. The transcript has 4 exons. Bases 136 to 1485 code for a protein of 449 amino acids. Gene Ontology annotation, cellular component: ESCRT III complex; multivesicular body. NCBI's taxonomy places the organism in Eukaryota, Metazoa, Arthropoda, Insecta, Diptera, Drosophilidae.
AUAAUGCAAAAUAACAACGCAUAACAUAAACAAAAACAAAAUGAAAGAAAGAAUUGAAGUAUAAAAAGGACAGGUGCUUAUUCAAAUCAAAUUUUCUUGGUAUAUGCUAUUUGCAAUACGAACAAUUGUGAAAUAAUGAGUACAACAAAUGAUAAAAUGAAUGCAAAUAAUGAAAUCAGGAAAUUUAAGUUUCCACCAAAUUGGAAGGAUAACACCAAGAUAAAAUUGCUAUUCGCAAGCUUUCAUCCGCGGCAUUUGAAUGAAGAAACAUACGACUCAAAGAUGUAUUUCUGGAUGGAUCUGAUUAAACAAUAUUGCACAUUUAUGGGCAAAGCGAACAUCAGUUUGCGAGAACUGCAAUUGCAGUUCAAGCGGGGCGAGCAAAUUCCCGCAUGCCUGGACGCGGUACUGACCCAAAUGGAGCAACAAAAAAUGAUACGCCUGCGCACUGAAUACGAAGAAGAUCCAAUGAACAGCUGGAGGGGUUGGCUGGUCAACAGUUUUGUGAAGCGCCCUUUGUCGCGCAGCUGGCUCAAACUCAAACAUAGCAUUUUUACACCAGAUGCCGGAGUUGAUUCUCUUGUUGAAUGGAUUCACCUGGAGGUCUUACAGAGCAUAUGCCAUGAAAUGGAAGAGAAGGUAUUGCUGAAAAAUCGUGGAAAAUUGCUGCACUUUGAAGCCUUUAUGUCGCUGUGUGAAGCAUGUGAAAUGCACAUCCAUGUUGACUUCUUGGAUUUGUGCCUUCUAUUUCAUGCGGCACGCAAGCAAGUCGCCUUAGAGGUUAUGAUUGAAAGGCAAAUGCGGCGCAUUCACCUCAUCAAAAUCCCAGCUAAUGAGAAUGACAGUCUAAUUAUUACGGAAGCAGAUCAUGCGAUGCAUGACCUGGAGAUGACACAGGCUAAUCUGCUGAAACAACUGGAGGGCAUUGAAGAGGAUAUCAAGAGCAACGAGAAUAAGGCGCUCCAAUAUGUUAAAGAAAACAAACGGCAAUUGGCCAAAACAUACCUGCGAAAAAAGCGUUUGCUGGAAAAAAAUCAUGAGAGACGUAGUAUUGCGCUGCACAACAUAGAAACAUUGUUGUCAAAUGUGGAUGAAGCACAGCACAGUGGUGUCGUCCUAGACGCUUACAAAACUGGCACAAAGAUGUUGCAGAAGGUUCUUAACAAUUCGGGUCUCAAGUACGACAACGUCGAUGAAGUACUGGCGGACGUGCGCGAGACCAUGGAUCAGCAUCGGGAAAUUCAAGAUGUUAUGUCGAAUAGCACUGCCGACGUAGCCACCAACGAUGAGGAAGAGCUAGAAAUAGAGCUACACAAACUGAUGGGCGGCAAAGAAACGACAAAACCAAUGAAUGUUGUUACAAACAAUAACAAUAAGCCAGAGCUUGUUAUAGAGGAUAAAGAUUUGAUUGCCAUGCUAAAUGAUCUGGAUGUUGAAGAUGGCACAAUCUCUCAGUCUAGCCAUAAAACAUUAGAGUCGGUGUAAAAGCAAUUGGAUUACAUAUAUAUUUUUGAAAGUGUUUUUGUUUUUAAUAAAUGGUACAUGUUCUAGUUUUCUAUGAUUUAUAUAUAUUUUUUUAAAUUUAUAAUUGCUUUA